AGCUGCAGGAUGAACAGCGAAUACAAGAACGGCCUGGACAACAUGGAAGAAAUCCCUCUGGAGGACACAGACAGAACCAGCGUGGAAUUCAGACUGCUGAUGGUCUAUGCACAGCGGCGACUGUCUGCAAGCAAAUAUGGGCAAUUACUCGAAAGAGAACCCGGAGUCCAGGAGGACAGGAGGGAGGUGGUACAAGUCAACACUCUAACCAAGGAAGAAGAAGUCACCUUUCCAGAAAUUUCUCCAGAAGAUCAUAAACCACCAAACCAGAAGGACCAGAAGAAGGCGAAGAAGAAGAAGAAGAAGGCAAAGAAGACAAAGACAAGAACCAGUUGGAAAUGCCUUUGUAUUCCUUCUUGCCUAAGGCCACAAGCAAAAGACACCAGGAACCAAAGAGUAUCCCAAAAACAGGACUCCGUCAACGGCCAUGCCAUGAGGGUGGUCUCCGGAAUUGGGGGUUUAUCAGAUGACUCGGACAUCCCUCGUCUGGCAGAGAGACUUGUUGAGAUAGUGGAUCGUUCCAGAUUUCCUAGUGGGAAGAAGAGCAUCGUGGUAGUGGAACGUGCAUUGAGUCUAGAAGAAGACGGUGGCUCAGCCAGCAAGCCAAUCCCACCAGCUGGGGAUGAUGGAUUAGACAACGAAGAAAAGGUUAUUGAUGCGAUAGUUGCCUUGUUACGGAAAUCAGGAGAUGAACUGGAGGAAAAGACGAAGAAGGAUAAGACCUUCCGUCAGUGCAUCAGGGACAUGAUGACCUACGCCUUCUUCAGGAGAGUGACGGACCAGUUCCUUGAGGAGAUACCCAUAGACUCCACUGUCCAUUCGGAGGACGAACUUAAGAGCGUCAAAGUUGCGUUGAUUAUGGAAGCCACCACCAGGCUCACUGCGAUCGACAACCACCCCAUGAAUCUCGUGCUAGGCUUUGGAACAAAAUAUCUGCAGGAAAACUUCAGCCCUUGGGUCCAAAGCCAAGGGGGAUGGGUGAAAGCCUUAGGAUUUCCAGACCAGGAAGAAGUUGAAUGAGGAAACGAGAUCUUCUCCUUCAAGAGCGCUGGUUAAUAUGGAGAAAGUGAUUGGGAUGUGAGAGGGAAAAAGGAAAAACUUGGUCACUCUCCUGAUUGCCUCCAAUAUGGGGAGAGGGUGGGCCACAUGGAAACUUUUGAAAGACCAGCAAGGGCAGCCACCGGAUGUCAUGGGACGAGGGCAGGGCCUGCAAUGGCUGACGCUGUCUUAGUCCUGCUCAGCCUGAGCAAGAGAUGAAGGAGCCGUGCCUCCUUCUUCCUGGAGGGAUCGGAAGUCUCCUGAGGGAAUGAAACUACUUAUUUUUUGCAACUUUGGCUUCAAGUUAAGCAGGCAACUCAUCCUUGCUUCUUCAGUCUGCAUGACCGCUUCAGGAAAAGAGAAGCGGUUGCCAGGAGUGUGAAGACCAACGUUGGGCUGCCAGGAUCUCCCUUUCCUGAAGGUGUCUGAAGGACGGUAUCCCCAAAAGACAAGAUGGCGGCUACAUCUUGACUUUUUUUGUGACCUGCUUGCCUUUCCCCCUGGGGGCCUUGUCAAUAUUGCUCAUAAAUUGCUGCUUUGGCUUAACUGUCUUUAGAUGCUGGCUUUUUUCGUUGAACAGAUCUCCCGCUGCCUUUCCUUGGGAGGUUUGCUACAAGUGUAAAUAGAAAACGACACCAUGACUUUGGCCCAAGAAGGUGUGUUUAGGGAUGACAGACCUGAAUCUGGAUCUGAAAGUGAUUGAUCCUAAGAGACCAAAUUAGCGUAAGUCACGACAAUUGAUUCAGAUGCGCGUAAU
Molecule: messenger RNA, 1795 nt
Organism: Protobothrops mucrosquamatus (brown spotted pit viper)
Lineage: Eukaryota; Metazoa; Chordata; Lepidosauria; Squamata; Viperidae
Gene: BCL2L14
Product: BCL2 like 14
Exons: 5
Coding region: 10-1020 (336 amino acids)
Biological process (GO): regulation of apoptotic process
Source: RefSeq, a predicted model, not a curated record